AUUCGCCAGGUGUCAGCGAACGAACCCUUGAUCUGGCAUCUGGCAUCUGGCAUCUGGCAUCUGGCAUCUUGAUUCGCAAUUUCACAUUCGUUUGACUUUGUUUUACUUUCUGUUCCUUUUCUUUCCUUGUUAUUUCCUUUCUUCCCUUUGCUCUUCUUUCUUCUAUUCUUUGUCCAUCCAUCUAUUCUGCGCCUAGAUUGAUUUGAUUUGACUCGAUUCCCUUCAUUUCCUCAGCGUCGUCGCAUAGAAAGAAAAUGGGCCUCGCAACAGCCCUGCCGGAGCUCCCUGCGUCGCCCUGGGAAUCCAUCAAGGCGACUCCGGUUCCCAUCCUCGCCGGCCUCUUCCUCGCGCUGGUCUUGUCAGGGCUCGCUGCGCUCUUCCUCCUCCUCCACCUCGUCGCCUCCAAGCCUCGCCCCGUCCUCUCCUCUGAAAAGACAUACGUCACCAGCAGCCCUUCCGGCAAGACGACUCCUCGCCCGCUCCCCUGCUGGUACGACCGAUGGCUCGCCGAACGACACCUCAGCGAGCAGCGUCUUCGCCCAGACGAAGCGAAUCCAGCGCCCGACGUUGGCUCCAUUGAACCCCCGGAACUUCUCCUCAGCGUCGUCUUCCCCGCGUACAACGAGGAGGAUCGUGUAAUCCCCACAUUGGAAGAGGCCGUCGAGUACCUGGACAGGCAUUUUGGACGCGGCACUGCUGCAGCUGGCGCUAGGAACCCUCUCUCGCCGACGACCAAGAAGCGCCACGCUCAAGGCGCGGCUGGCGCAGCUGGCCUGAAAGAUCAGGGCCUCAGCGGUUACGAAAUCAUCAUCGUCAACGACGGCAGCCGCGACAAGACGGUCGACGUGGUGCUCGACUUUGCGCAGAAUAACGGCUUGGAUGAUGUGCUGAGAGUGGUGUCCCUGGCCAAGAACCGCGGCAAGGGCGGCGGUGUUACUCAUGGCUUCCGUCAUGUUCGCGGCGAAUAUGCGCUCUUUGCCGAUGCGGAUGGCGCGUCUCGGUUUAGCGAUGUGGCGAAACUGAUCGAAGGCGUCGAGGAAGUUGUGGACGGGUCUCGUCGAGGCGUUGCCAUUGGUAGCCGUGCCCAUCUCGUUGGCAGCGAGGCGGUAGUCAAGCGCUCUGCCCUUCGAAACUUUCUCAUGCGCUCAUUCCAUCUCGUUCUCACCAUCCUCACGCCCCCUGCUACAUCUCGCAUUCGCGAUACCCAGUGCGGCUUCAAGCUCUUCACGCGCGCCGCGCUGCCGCACAUUGUCCCUUACAUGCAUGCCGAGGGCUGGAUCUUCGACAUUGAGAUGCUGAUGCUCGCCGAGUCCGCCCCUGCGACGCCUGUCCUGGGCAGCGACGGCAGCGUCAUCGGCACCAGUCCUGGCAUCAAAGUCGCCGAGGUGCCGAUUGAGUGGCACGAGGUGGGCGGCAGCAAGUUGAACGUUAUCCAGGACAGCAUAAAGAUGGCGAUUGGGCUGUUUGUGUUGAGGGCGUGUUGGAUGAUGGGCGUGUAUAGGAGACGCCUUACUUGAAAUCACUAAAUCGACAAAGAAGAGAGAGAGAGAGAGAGAGAGAGAGAGAGAGAUGAGAUGAGGAAUGGAAGAACAAAAGGACGCCAAGUUAUAUGACGCAAAAAAAGGAAAGUACUUCAAGUUAUAUAUAUAAAUACCACAUGGAGUGGAAGAGAACAGUUGGUCUCUGAUUCUAGCAUAAGC
Molecule: messenger RNA, 1700 nt
Organism: Trichoderma asperellum CBS 433.97
Lineage: Eukaryota; Fungi; Ascomycota; Sordariomycetes; Hypocreales; Hypocreaceae
Cellular component (GO): endoplasmic reticulum membrane
Source: RefSeq, a predicted model, not a curated record